This is a messenger RNA of Vitis riparia (riverbank grape), 2941 nucleotides long. Its product is annotated as probable LRR receptor-like serine/threonine-protein kinase RKF3. Gene Ontology annotation, biological process: protein phosphorylation. The record is from RefSeq and is a predicted model, not a curated record. NCBI's taxonomy places the organism in Eukaryota, Viridiplantae, Streptophyta, Magnoliopsida, Vitales, Vitaceae. The coding region runs from base 281 to 2116 and encodes 611 amino acids. Gene Ontology annotation, molecular function: ATP binding; protein kinase activity. The transcript has a single exon.
CCAAUCCACAAUAAAAUUGAAGAAAAUUCUAAGGUGCUGAUUCAAGAACCUACCCACUACCAAUCAAUCAUUUUCGGAACUGUCGAAGACCUCUCCUGCCCAAAGCUACCCUUAAACUGAUUUCCUGGAAGCUGCCUGAGAGGGCAAAGGGUGUCAACACUGGCUUGCUGGGCUUCCCAACAAACACCUCAUCUGCAAGACUGCAAUUUUACUUUAGCAAUGCUCAUCAUCCUACCCACCACCAAACCCUAGCAUUUUUCACCUCUCUCGCCUCUUCUCAAUGUCCCUCCUCCACCCCUUCUUCCUGUUCUCCCUCUUAUUUUUAGCCUUUUCCUUCUCCUCCGCCCAAUACAACCUGGCUCCAUGUCCUCUCGAUUUCGAACCCCUCCUCAAUGUCACCACCUUCGACGUAAACGCCUCUACCCAGUGUCAGUACGUUAUCCAGGGCCUCCGCCUCGUUCUGGCCACCUACCUCCAGAGCACUGGGUCGUUCCUCCCUCCGAUCAACUCGUCCGAGUCGUGUUGGGAUUCGUACCAGAGCGUGGUCAACAACUUCACUUCCAAUUUCAAUAUUCGAUCCGAUUGCGGCUUCGAAACCACCUGGAUCUCUGAGGGUUGUAUGAACAUCACCACCCGAUCCCAAUUCGAUGCUGUGGUGUCGCAGGCCACGCGAGCUGAUAUUGUCGCGUCGUGCAAUCAGUCGCUGGAGAACAGCUCGCCCUGUGCCACCUGCACCACCAGCUUGUCUAAUCUUCAGGCGGUAUAUCUGACCGGUCCCAGCGUCGGGAAUCUCACUGAUUGUACGGCCUACCCGUCGAUUUACGCCGCCGGCUUCGCCAACUACCUUGGACCCACCGAUCCCGGGACGGCCCAGUGUUUGUUUAACCUCAAUUUUGCGUCUGGUGGUUCAGGGAAUAAGCGGCGAAGUGUUGUGAUUGUGGUGGUUGUGGUGGUGUGUUGUGUUGUGAUCUUGGCGGUGAUUGGUGGGGUUUGGGUUUUUUACCGGAAACGCCGAGAAUCGAGGAGCGUGAAGCGCGAGAUUAGGAAUAUUGAAAUGGGUUUGGAGUCGAUCAGUGGGAGUACUUCAUUGAUUAAGUUCACCAUUGAUGAGAUUAGGCAGGCUACUAGGAAUUUCACUAGAGACAACAUCAUUGGAAGAGGAGGUUAUGGCAAUGUGUACAAGGGGGUAUUGAAGGAUGGCUCUGAAGUUGCAUUCAAAAGGUUCAAGAACUGCUCUGCUGCUGGUGAUACAAAUUUUGCCCAUGAGGUUGAGGUUAUUGCGAGUGUGAGGCAUGUAAAUUUAGUCGCUUUGAGAGGGUAUUGUACUGCCACGACUCCAUUAGAGGGUCACCAGAGGAUAAUUGUGUGUGAUUUGAUGAAGAAUGGGAGUCUUCAUGACCAUCUUUUUGGGUCAACUGAAAAACUUAGUUGGCCUCUUCGUCAAAAGAUUGCACUUGGAACAGCUCGAGGGUUGGCUUAUUUGCAUUCUGGUGCUCAACCAGGUAUUAUCCAUAGGGAUAUCAAAGCCAGUAAUAUACUUUUGGAUGAGAAGUUUGAGGCAAAGGUGGCAGAUUUUGGGCUUGCGAAGUUUACACCCGAGGGAAUGACUCAUUUGAGCACUAGGGUUGCAGGGACAAUGGGUUAUGUUGCCCCAGAGUAUGCAUUGUAUGGGCAGUUGACAGAGAGGAGUGAUGUGUACAGCUUUGGUGUUGUGCUUCUUGAGCUUUUAAGUGGGAAGAAGGCUCUCAUGGUGAUUGGUGAGAACCAGCCCUCUCUUGUGACUGAUUGGGCUUGGUCAUUGGUGAGGAAGGGGAGGGCUUUAGAUGUUGUUGAUAAUAGUAUGCCAGAGUUGGGUUCGCCAGAAGUUAUGGAGAAGUAUGUAUUGGUUGCAGUUCUUUGUUCUCAUCCACAGCUAUAUGCUCGGCCAGCAAUGGAUCAGGUUGUGAAAAUAUUGGAGACAGAUUUGCCAGUUCCCUCGAUCCCAGAACGCCCAAUUUCCAUUGUGGCUGAGAUGGAUGAUAUUGAGAGAUCUGUGAGCAGCAGUGAUAUGGGUUGUAUUUCUUCUUCAGCUGGUUACCAGUCAUUUACAUUUGAGGGCCAACAACAUUCUGACUAAGAGGAGAUUCAUAGCUCCGAGUCGCUGCUUGCUUCCACUAGUUAGUAUUUCUCACCUAGAUUCGUUAGUUUAUUUAGAUGGUGUGGAUUCUGAAAUUUGAAACCCCUGUCUCCCAUUGUAAAGAAAAAUAUAGAUGGAUAAUCAAAGUUCCUUUCUAAUUUAAGAGAAAAAAAGCAUUAAGACAAAGAUUUUCUGUCCAAAGCCAUGCAUCUUGUUUAUAAUUCAGUUUGGAAUCCUUGGACCCCAACACUAGUGGGCUUUUUUGCCUGGGAGGCAAAAUGGGAAGAGGAUAUCGACUUUGUAUCAGCUGAAAAUGAGGUGUUUGUAGAUGUUACAUGUGUAAAAUGGAAGAAGAAUUUGGCUUUUUCUAUUUGCCUAAAAAACAAAAUUGGCAUGAAUCCUUUGUUGGGAAGAGUAGAAAAGAGCUUGGAAAGCUAUCCCUUUAUGUUUAGUUUGGACCGUCCGGAGGGAAAGAAAUCAGAUGGCAUUUGAAAAUGUGAAGCACCUACUUGGAGGAAGUGGAUUUUGUUAAUGGGUUGGGCACUAAGUAGGGGGGGAGUCUCUCUUGUUGUUUUUUCUUUGUAUACUUCCUAUAGACAUUGACACCUUUUCUAAGGUGCUAUUUGCCAAUAUAUAAACUUGCAAAUGCUGCAGCUAUAUCCUUAGAUGCUUAAGAUCAUGGAGGAGUAUGUACAAGUGAGGAACUGCAUGUAUAGUCAUGCACUGAGAUGUUGUGAAAAGUUUAUUUGCCCUGACUGUAUACUCGUACACCUAAGGAAGAUUUCCAUAAAUAUGAUUGUUGUGAUCAUUCUGUUGAUGCUGCUA